CAAAUAUUUCAAAUAGUAUUAUUUACAGAGAAACGGUUUGAAAAUUAAAAGUAGUUGGGACGGAUCCAUAAGUCAUUCCCUUAAACCCUCGUUACAUUUCGAACGUACACAACUCUGCAAUGACAAACGACGAUCAAUCAGAGCCGUCGAUCUCUGAAACUACUAAGCACUCGGUCGAUCUACGGCCGUCGAAAGUCGCCAAGAUAAACGACGUCGUUGAAGAGGAAGAGGAAGAGGAAGAGUCAACAAUGAAUCCUAAUCCUAAGCUACAGCGUUACCUUAUAGCAAUAGAGUACAUAGGAACUCGCUUUGCUGGUGCACAGCAACAACCUAAUUGCAGAACUGUCGUUGGUGUUCUUCAGGAAGCCUUCAAGAAGUUUGUUGGACAGCCAGUAUCAGUAUUUUGCUCGAGUCGAACUGAUGCUGGAGUACAUGCUUUAUCAAAUGUUUGCCAUGUAGAUGUCGAAAGGAUAAGCAAAAGGAAACCUGGUGAAGUGUUACCUCCUCAUGAACCUUUGGUGGUAAAAAGAGCUGUGAACCACUUUUUACAGAAGAAUGAGGGUGAUAUAAUGGUUAUUGAUGUUCGGCGUGUUCCACCCGAUUUUCAUGCCAGAUACAAAGCUCAAGAACGCACGUACUUCUACCGCUUGUUUUCUGGGCCGGAGCCAGUAUCAAGCUUUGAGAGAGACCGGGCUUGGCAUGUGCCUGAGAAUCUGGAUCUUCUUGCCAUGCAGAAGGCAUGCAACAUUCUUGUUGGACGUCAUGACUUCAGUUCUUUCAGAGCAGCUGCUUGUCAGGCCAACUCGCCCAUCAGAACUCUGGAAGAACUUAAUGUUACUGAGGUCGUUUCAACUCCUUAUUUUCCAUCGGUCUCAGAGAGACUAAAGGGCAGUAGAGUGAUGGAGGAUACAACGGUAUCCUUGGGUUCAGACACCAACCAGUCCCAUAUAUCUUUGAACGCCAAUGAAGAGAAGUCGGAAGGUUCAAAUGGUCAGGCUUGUCAAGAGUUUGGCCUUAGAAAAAGACACCGUUGCUUGGUGGUGACCGCAAGGGCACGAUCUUUUCUUUACCAUCAGGUUAGGCUGCUUGUUGGAGUCCUUAAAUCAGUUGGGGCUGGAGAUCUAACAGUUCCAGAUGUAAAACGCAUCCUUGAAGCAAAAUCCAUCACUGCAGCAAGUCCGAUGGCUCCUGCUUGUGGUCUUUAUCUUGGACACGUCAAAUAUGAUCUGCCUCCUGACACUUGUCAAAGCCAAUAAGAAGUAUUUCCUGGCGAACUAAUUUGGUGUUCUGUGAGCAUUUAUUUCUUGAUGGAAUGGCUUGAACAGCUUUGAUGCAUAUGGUGGAUUAUUUUAGUCCUUGAUGCAUCAUUUCAGAAGACGUAUCGUAGCAAAAUCCAUCACAGCAGCAAGACCGAUGGGUCCUUAUCUUUGACACUUCAAAUUUGAUCCGCCUCCUGAGACUUAUCAAAGCCAAUAAGAAGUAUUUCCCAACGAACUAGUUUGGUGGUCUUUGAGCAUGUAUUUCUUGAUCGAGCGGCUUGAGCAGCUUCUUGUUAACAACUAGUAGUACCAUUUUUAGCAUAUGGUGGAUGCAAGUAGUGGGUAUCAGUAGAUAUUUUGUUUUGUUGGGUUAUUGUGGAUCAGCUUUCAUGAACAUAUCAUGUAGGGAGUUAGAACAUAUCAUGGAUUUUAUAAUUGAUGGUUAGUCUUUGGAUACUGGUUGCGUGGGAUUACUGAUAUUCAUGAUGAUGAUGUCACCGUUAGGGUGAGAAAGGCUAACAUGUUGACUCUUUUACCGGUUGAUUGGAACGUCCAAGACGGAUAUGUUCCUUACUAUUCAGGUCAACGUAUAAAUUAUGAGCGAAGACAAUCCAAUAGAUGAAAAUAGUAGCAGCAACAACUUUAGUUACUGUCCCUUUUAAGCUCUAAAUUUUUACGCAUUGACCUAGAUGGCAAGGAACAUGUCUGUCUAGGACGUUCAAAUUAAUCGGUGAAAGAGUCAAUGUGUUAGCAUUCUCAACCAAACGUACAUAAUCAUUAUCUACAUGAUCACGAGUAUCAGUCAUCUUACUCAACCAGUGGCCAAAGACUACAUAAUCAUCAAUUUAAAAUCCAUAAUAUGUUCUAACUCCCUAGAUGAGAUAUUCGUGAAAGUUGAUCCACCAUAACCCAACUAAUCAAAAUAUCUAUUACUAGAACAGAUUUUGCUCUAGUAGGGUCUGGAUAGAAAAUAAAAGCAAUACUCUAGGAUGUGGUUCUGUGAUAGCCUGUUCAUUUUGUGCGCUUAGUUCAUUUCGCCUGUGCUUCCAGUUCACUUUAUGUAAUUCUGAAUUACAGGAAUCAGCCUGCUGAUAUCAUUUAUGCACUUAUGUCCUGUUAAUUUUACCUUU
Lycium barbarum (goji berry) is the source of this 2389-nucleotide messenger RNA. RefSeq lists its product as uncharacterized. The record is from RefSeq and is a predicted model, not a curated record. Gene Ontology annotation, molecular function: pseudouridine synthase activity; RNA binding. The coding region runs from base 120 to 1256 and encodes 378 amino acids. NCBI's taxonomy places the organism in Eukaryota, Viridiplantae, Streptophyta, Magnoliopsida, Solanales, Solanaceae. Gene Ontology annotation, biological process: tRNA pseudouridine synthesis. The transcript is spliced from 10 exons.